AUUCAGGAAUGGAUGGAAUUAACCAAUGGGCGUCAAUUAGCGAAGAUGGCCCAGAAAUAAGAAACGAGUUUAUAUACAAUAUUUUUGACUUGGAGUAUAAAAGGGCAGCAAUAAGAAUGGGAAAUUAUAAACUGAUUGUUGGAUAUCCAGGUUUACCAUGUGAUUGGCUUCAAGUAUCUGAAUUGGAAGAAGGAAUCAAACUUGAAGAGUCCUGCUCAAAAUCAAACAUAUCUGAGAGGGGAAUUUAUCUGUUCAAUCUUAAAGGCAUGUAUAUUUAUUAUGUCAGAGGAAGCAGCGCCCGACUAAAUGGAAGUGAGGCCCAAGGCCCACAAUAA
Uloborus diversus is the source of this 335-nucleotide messenger RNA. RefSeq names its product arylsulfatase B-like. NCBI's taxonomy places the organism in Eukaryota, Metazoa, Arthropoda, Arachnida, Araneae, Uloboridae. The record is from RefSeq and is a predicted model, not a curated record.